This is a messenger RNA of Pseudopodoces humilis (Tibetan ground-tit), 1258 nucleotides long. It is a transcript of the gene POLR1C, whose product is annotated as RNA polymerase I and III subunit C. NCBI's taxonomy places the organism in Eukaryota, Metazoa, Chordata, Aves, Passeriformes, Paridae. Gene Ontology annotation, molecular function: protein dimerization activity; DNA binding. The record is from RefSeq and is a predicted model, not a curated record. Gene Ontology annotation, cellular component: RNA polymerase I complex; RNA polymerase III complex. Gene Ontology annotation, biological process: DNA-templated transcription.
CGCCGCCCAUCGCCCCCAUGGCGGCGCGGAGGAGCGCGGACGAGAUGCGGGACCGCGUGGUGCUGGGCGAGUUCGGCGUCCGCAACGUCCACACCACCGACUUCCCCGGGAACUACCCCGGCUACGAGGACGCCUGGGACCAGCGGCGCUUCGAGGAGGCGUUCCGCGUGGACGUGAUCCGUGAGGAAGGGGACACCCUGGAGUUCGACAUGGUGGGCAUCGACGCCGCCAUCGCCAACGCCUUCCGCCGCAUCCUGCUCGCCGAGGUGCCAACGAUGGCUGUAGAGAAGGUCUUUGUGUACAACAACACAUCCAUUGUGCAGGAUGAAAUUCUGGCUCAUCGGUUGGGCCUCAUCCCUAUCCGAGCUGACCCUCGGCUCUUUGAGUACAGAAACCAAGGAGAUCAGGAAGGCACUGAAAUUGAUACUCUGCAGUUUCAGCUGAAAAUCAAAUGCAAACGAAACCCUCAGGCUGCCAAGGAAUCAUCUGAUCCUGAUGAACUAUAUUUCAAUCAUAAAGUGUACAGUAAACACAUGACGUGGGUGCCCCUGGGGAAUCAGACGGACCUUUUUCCAGAUGCUGACUUCCGACCUGUUCACGAUGACAUCCUCAUUGCACUGUUGCGACCCGGACAGGAAAUAGAUGUGCUUAUGCACUGUGUCAAGGGUAUAGGUAAGGAUCAUGCCAAGUUUUCUCCUGUGGCCACAGCCAGUUAUCGACUGCUUCCUGACAUUACUCUCCUGCAGCCUAUUGAGGAUGAGGCAGCUGAGACAUUACAGAAGUGCUUUUCCCCUGGGGUCAUUGAGAUCCAGAAUAUCAAUGGAAAAAGGGUGGCAAGAGUAGCCAAUGCACGGCUGGACACAUUCAGCAGAGAAGUUUUCCGACAUGAGGGUCUGAAAAACCUUGUGCGCCUGGCAAGAGUACGGAACCAUUACAUCUUUUCAGUGGAGUCGACAGGUAUCUUACCUCCAGAUGUGCUGGUGAGUGAAGCCAUCAAGAUCCUGAUGGGAAAGUGUCAGCGCUUCCUCAAUGAGCUGGACUCUGUGCCUAUGGAGUGACCAGGCUGUAGCUGGGAAAGCAGAAACCUGCACUGCUGUUCUGGGUUUCCUGCACCUGCCUCGAUGGGGGAUUCCUCUUCCAUAGGCAGGAGGCUUGAGAGGGGUUUGCCAAGAGUCCAAGGACUGUCUCUUUGGAUUUUUCUGUUGGUAAUGAGCCUCAGUGAGUAGAUGCACUAAAAUAAAGGCUUUUUUUUUAAAAA